This is a messenger RNA of Quercus robur (English oak), 1811 nucleotides long. Its product is annotated as probable sugar phosphate/phosphate translocator At3g17430. Gene Ontology annotation, cellular component: Golgi apparatus; endosome; trans-Golgi network. Gene Ontology annotation, molecular function: antiporter activity. The transcript has 10 exons. The coding region runs from base 533 to 1567 and encodes 344 amino acids. The record is from RefSeq and is a predicted model, not a curated record. Lineage: Eukaryota; Viridiplantae; Streptophyta; Magnoliopsida; Fagales; Fagaceae.
AGAAGAGAGCCAAAAACAAAAACAAAAACACGCUAAUAUAUAGUAUAAUAUGGGUUAUAUUACUCAUACACGCCUUUGCCUUUCUAUCUUCGGAUCUCUCUCUCUCUCUCACUCACUCUCUCAAACCCCAAACCCCGAUUCUAUAAUUCUCACCCUAAAAACCUAAACACGACGUCGUUUUCACAUUCUCUCUGCGAACUCCGCCAUUCCCUCUCUCUCUUUUGAAUCAGAUUCGCAGCUUUGACUCUGUGUGUGUGUGUGUGUGUGUGAGUACACUUUUUCCAUUCACAUUUUGUAUAUUUGUUUCCACUUUUCUCAACAAAGAAGAAGUAAUUGUUUGUAAUGUAGCUGUGAAAAAUUAUGGGGGAAAUCUCCAGUUAAACAGUGUUAGUUGCACCAUCUUUAUGGGGAAAUAUUCUUGGCGUGCCCCAAUUUUUCGUUUGAAAAGCUUGUAGUGUUUGAGGCUUGGCAUUUGGCAAGCAAGGAGUUAUUUUUAUUGAAGGGUUUUUGUAGGAAUCGUAGUCCGGACACAAUGCUCAACAGGGAGCAUCUCUUGACCUAUAUUUACCUUCUAGUCUACAUAUUGCUUUCAUCUGGGGUUAUUUUGUACAACAAAUGGGUUCUCUCGACAAAGUACUUCAAUUUUCCAUAUCCUAUAACCCUCACUAUGAUUCAUAUGGGAUUUUCUGGUGUGGUUGCAUUCUUUCUCAUCCGUGUUUUCAAGGUUGUUUCUCCUAUUAAAAUGACAUUCCAAAUAUAUGCUACAUGUGUCAUUCCUAUAAGCGCCUUCUUUGCGUCUAGUUUAUGGUUUGGCAAUACUGCUUAUCUGUACAUUUCUGUGGCCUUCAUCCAGAUGCUUAAAUCCCUGAUGCCAGUGGCGACAUUCCUCACAGCGGUUGUUUGUGGCACUGACAAAUUAAGGUGUGAUGUGUUCUUGAACAUGGUGCUCGUCAGUGUUGGAGUUGUCAUUUCCUCAUAUGGGGAAAUUCACUUUAAUGUUCUGGGUACGGGUUAUCAGGUCAUGGGAAUGUUUGGUGAAGCUCUCAGGCUGGUCUUAACGCAAGUUCUUCUUCAGAAGAAGGGCUUAACUUUAAAUCCUAUCACCAGCUUAUAUUACAUAGCUCCAUGCAGCUUUGUCUUCUUGUUUAUUCCUUGGUAUUUUCUAGAGAAGCCUGUAAUGGAAGUUUCCCAGAUUCAGUUCAAUUUCUGGAUAUUCUUCUCAAAUGCACUUUGUGCUCUAGCUUUGAACUUCUCAAUUUUCUUAGUAAUUGGUAGAACUGGAGCUGUAACUAUCCGUGUUGCUGGAGUUUUGAAAGACUGGAUUCUCAUUGCCCUUUCAACUGUUCUAUUUCCUGAGUCUGUGAUCACUGGGCUCAACAUAAUUGGUUAUGCAAUAGCUCUCUGUGGUGUUGUCAUGUAUAACUACUUGAAGGUCAGGGAUGCUCGUGCAUCUCAACUUCUUAUCGAAAAUCUCCCAGAAAGAGUGGAGUUGAAGACGUUGAAGGCAUCUGAUCUGUAUGACCCCAAUGACAAUGUACACAACAUUAGUGGUGGAAGGAAUGUAUGAAUAAUUUUGUUCCUGAUUCAAAUGUGGAUGAAGUAGCUGGUUUAAUUUCUUCCUCGAGUAUGUCUCAUCUCUCAUCUUGUGAGAAGCCAGCUUUGUAGUAAUACAGCUUAGAAUCUGAGAAUGAAUUGCAAAAGUAGCCAGUCAAGGUAUAAAUCCUUCUUUUCUUAUUGUGGAAAUAUAUAUAUUUCUUUCCACGGGGCAUCUUUAUAUAUAUGAAUAUGACUAUAAAUUGAUUCACCGUUAA